AUGACGGACACCGUUGUAAACUCAAUAGUAGGUUGGAUUCCCACAUAUGUAAUCGAUCCUAUCAGAGUUAGGUUUCGUGUCUUACGAAAUCUUAAGGCGAACAUUGGAGAACUGGAAGCAGCAAAAGAGAAGCUCGCUGGGAGGAGAAAGGACGAACAAGUAAAAGUAGAUGAAGCAAAGAAGCAAGAAGGGGUUGAAGCAUCAGCAGACGCAGUUCGGUUGUUCUGUCAAGCCGAUAAAGCUGUCUCCGACGCCACCAACCUACAUACUGAAUACGAGCAAAGAAGAGGACCAUUUUCAUACUGCCUCUGCUGGUCAGGCUAUCAGCUGAGCAAAAGAGCGUCGAAGCUGAAGCAAGAUGUUGAGAAUUUGUAUGGAGAGGAACCAAGAUCUGGUUGGACGACCACUGCGGCUUCCACCUCGCAGAAAGGGAAGAAGCUGGACACCGUUUCUAUAGAGGGCCAAACAAGAAGAGAAAAAUUGAAGCAAGAGAUCAUCGAUGCGGUGGUGGACGAUAGGUAUGUUGUUGUUGGGUUGUACGGUAUGGGAGGUAUCGGCAAAACAACUCUCCUUCGACACGUCUAUGAGCACUUUCGACAGACCGAGCACUUCGAAUCCGUCAUUUUCACCACUGUUUCAGCCACACCAAAUUUCUCAGAAAUACGAAAAGAAAUUGCCGAAAGUUUGGGUUUGGAUCUGAAAGAAGCCCAGUUAGAUGACAAUGAUUUGAAAACAAAACUGUGUCGUCUUCUUGAAAGAAGGAAGUAUAUGUUCAUAUUGGACGACAUGUGGGAGCCUAUCACUUAUUUUAGUGAAAUCUGUAUCCCUACACCGAAGAAAGACAACGGCUGCAAAAUAUUAACGGCGUCUCGAUCAAAAGAAGUGGUAACAAGAUUUGCAACUAGUUUUGGACCAAAACGUUCUCUCCAACUGAUUUCAGUGGGAAACCUAGAACCAGGCGAAGCGUGGAAUCUUUUUGUUGAAAAAGUUGGUGAGGAUAUUACUUCCAAACCAGCAAUAAAGCCUCUUGCUGAGAAGGUUGUUAAAAAGUGUGAUGGAUUGCCGUUGGCCAUUGUUGUUAUUGGAUGCACAAUGUCAACACAAGAAACAGAGGGAGAAUGGAAAGACGCUGUACGUGAACUGGAAGAGUCAGUUUCAAAAGUUGAAGGUGUAGAAGAAAAGGUAUUUUCAAAACUCAAGUUCAGUUUCGAAAAAUUGGAACCAAUCCAACAAUCCCUCUUCUUGUAUUGCUGUCUAUUUCCCGAUGAUUAUAGAAUUCAUAAAGAUGAGUUACUUAAUUUUGUCAUUGGUGAAGAAACAUUGUGUGAUGAAAUGCAAAAGCUUGAAGAAAUGAGAAAUAAAGUUGACGCCUUGGUUGGAAAGCUUCUAAAUUCAUCUAUGCUUGAGGAUGGUGGCAAUGAAAGAGUUAAAAUGCAUGAUAUGAUGCGUGAUUUUGGUUUGUGGAUCGCAUCUCCUACAUCCAGUAACUACCACAUUUCAAAGCCACUUGCUGAAAAACCUAAGGCACCUGAUGCCAAAGAUUGGUGUAGAGCAACUAAGAUUUUCUUGGAUAUGGACUAUUUACCUCCAGUAUUGCCAGAUCAUUGUCCACAACUGCAUACAUUGUUCCUUAGAGAUUUUACUGGCAGUAAGGAGAUCCCCAAAGUGAACUUCCUGGAGCAAAUGCCUGCACUUGGAAUACUAGAUUUGAGUUAUUGCCAAGGAGUAAAGAAAUUGCCAUCUUCAAUAGCCGUCAAGCUUCGUGUUUUGUGCUUAAGUCACUGUCGGAACCUUCAAGAAUUACCAUCUGAAAUUGAAAAGUUGGAUCAACUCAUAUCAUUAGACUUGUCCGGUUGCGAGAGCUUAAGAAAGCUACCAGUGGGAAUGAAGAACUUGAAGAAGUUAAGGCGUCUGGACAUUUCUUAUGCUAAAAAUCUUAAGAGGAUACCAAGUGGGGUAUUAUCUGAAAUGCAUAUGCUAGAGUCAUUUCUCGCCCAUAAAAGUGGGUUAAAAUUUUACACCCAAGGCAUAAUGGAAUUGUCCCAAUUAACUUCUAUUAGCAAUUUGGAGGUCGAAAUAAAAAAAGUGAAGGAUUUCCAUUGGUUGAAGCCAUUAUUAGCUAAACUCAUAACUUGUCAUAUAUCCCUGUGGAAUUGCACUAUCGAUCCUUCUGUUUUGACGGACCUUCUACUAGAAGACUCUCCAAAUUUUGAUAGAAGCAUGAAUUUCAUGUCAUGUGAGGGUUUGACACUUCUUCCAACUCAUGGCUGGCGAAAGCUAACUGUACGACGUUGUCCAGAUCUCAAGACAAUACUCAACGUAGAGAAGGAAGCCAAGAAAAGGAUGAAUGCUUUUGAAAACUUAGAUCAUUUGUGCCUUGAUCGGUUAGAUCAAUUGGUGACACUAUGUAGUGGGGUUCCGCAGCAGCCUGGAUGCUUUUCUAAUCUCACACUUAUACGUAUAGUUGCAUGCCCUAAUCUGAUGGUACUUUUCACUACCGGUGUAAUACGGCUGCUAAAAAAGUUGAAGUGGUUAGUUGUGUUACGAUGCCCUAAAUUAGUGAACCUAAUAGUGUCAGAUGAUGAUGACGACGACGACGAUUUGGAACUCAUCAAUGCAUUUCCAAGUCUGAAGCUAAUGAACUUAUGCGAACUGCCAGAAUUGAAAGCCAUAUGCAGCAACCAUCAUCUUUUGGAUUUGAUGCAGUGGACCUCUCUCUCUAUCGCACAUGUUUAUCUUUGUCCUCAGUUGAGGAGUCCCUUUUUUGGAGAUCAACGUGGGGAUAUAAACUUAGAUGAUGAAAGGGACCGCAAGAUGACAAAACACUAUCUUGAGCAACAGAAAGAGGUACAUAAGAGUAAUAAGACUAAAUAG
Macadamia integrifolia is the source of this 2874-nucleotide messenger RNA. Its product is annotated as probable disease resistance protein At1g61300. NCBI's taxonomy places the organism in Eukaryota, Viridiplantae, Streptophyta, Magnoliopsida, Proteales, Proteaceae. The record is from RefSeq and is a predicted model, not a curated record. Bases 1 to 2874 code for a protein of 957 amino acids. The transcript has a single exon. Gene Ontology annotation, molecular function: ADP binding.